This is a messenger RNA of Naumovozyma dairenensis CBS 421, 336 nucleotides long. RefSeq lists its product as uncharacterized. The record is from RefSeq and is a predicted model, not a curated record. The coding region runs from base 1 to 336 and encodes 111 amino acids. NCBI's taxonomy places the organism in Eukaryota, Fungi, Ascomycota, Saccharomycetes, Saccharomycetales, Saccharomycetaceae. The transcript has a single exon.
AUGGAUCCCUAUAAAGACGAAGAUACAUCGUCAUCAACUACAGACGGAUACACAGAACCAAGAAGAAAUAAUGACAGAGAAACCCAGAAACAAGUAACCUCGUCAGCAUUGUUGAAUGAUUUACUUUCACAAGCACUGGAACAACAAUCACAAAUAAACGACCUUUUCGCUAAAUUGACUGAUGUCAAUAAAGAAGUUCGUACAGAUAUAGAUGAAUUCUGUGAUCUCUACGAGAAAAGUAUAAUGUUUAAUACUAACAAUAAUAUCACUAACGAUGAUAUGGAUAACGAGAGAACUCAUGCCUCCAUGAAUUCUAGUAGGGAAGAAAUUAAUUAG